Molecule: messenger RNA, 1584 nt
Organism: Penaeus indicus
Lineage: Eukaryota; Metazoa; Arthropoda; Malacostraca; Decapoda; Penaeidae
Product: histone-lysine N-methyltransferase 2D-like
Exons: 6
Coding region: 1-1584 (527 amino acids)
Biological process (GO): signal transduction; protein phosphorylation
Cellular component (GO): cytoplasm
Molecular function (GO): protein kinase activity; ATP binding
Source: RefSeq, a predicted model, not a curated record
AUGACCCCAUGGCCUCCGUCGCCUCACACACCAGAAAAGCCACCUGCUUCCAGCCUUAUACAGCGACAGCCCGACAGCGAUCUCUUCCCGACAGCGACCUCCUCCCGACAGCGACCUCCUCCCGACAGCGACUUCCUCCCGACAGCGACCUCCUCCCGACAGCGACCUCCUCCCGACAGCGACCUCCUCCCGACAGCGACCUCCUCCCGACAGCGACCUCCUCCCGACAGUAACCUCCUCUCGACAGCGACCUCCUCCCGACAGCGACCUCCUCCCGACAACAGCAGCGACAGCCCGACAGAGACCUCCCGACAGCGACCUCCUCCCGACAGCGACUUCCUCCCGACGACAGCAGCGUCAGCCCGACAGAGACCUCCUCCCGACAGCGACCUCCUCCCGACAGCGACCUCCUCCCGACAGCGACCUCCUCCCGACGGCGACCUCCUCCCGACAGCGACCUCCUCCCGACAGCGACCUCCUCCCGACAGCGACCUCCUCCCGACAGCGACCUCCUCCCGACAGCGACCUCCUCCCGUCAGCGACCUCCUCCCGACAACGACCUCCUCCCGACAACGACCUCCUCCCGACAGCGACCUCCUCCCGACAGCGACCUCCUCCCGACAGCGACCUCCUCCCGACAGGGACCUCCUCCCGACAACGACCUCCUCCCGACAGCGACCUCCUCCCGACGGCGCUGACUGUGACGACCCGAAGAAUCCUCGCCCGCUGACCCGGUUCCUUACGUCGCCUCGUCCUCUUCGCCAGCUUUUUUUCAAAAUGAUUCACACUAACAAAGAACUAUCUAACUGGGCCCUAGAUCCGCACCCAGAUCCAGGUUCACCACCAAAAUCUAAUCAAAUUGUGCCAAAGUUAAUCCAGUCAUACCACGAGGAAAUGACAGCAUAUGACAACACCAUGUUUUCAGUCGAGUUCGUAUCAAUAGUCUCAUCGCCACAACUGAGGCUAGCCGCAUCAGAGCAACAACUCACGCAGACAGCUCAGCAUAAGGAAGCCAAGCCGAGCGGAAGCCUUUUAGCUUUUGAGCGCAGACUUGGCCAACAGCGACAGGAUAAGGGGAAGGAGGUGCGCCUCGGGAAGGGCACGUACGGGCGCGUGGUGCGCGUGAGCUACAAGGGCAAGGAGUGCGCCCUCAAGCUGGCCGCCCCCGGCUCCAAGGUGGUGUUCGAGCACGAGAUGGAGAUGCUGAGGCGGCUGCAGGGCGCGGGGGGAGCGCCCAUGGCCUUGGCGUACAGUGAGGAUCCGUCGUGCCUCCUGAUGACGUACCUGGGCAAGGAGUGCCUGGCCGACGUGCUGAGUGCGCAGCGCAGCCACAAGCAGCUCCUGCAGCUGAGCGUGAAGCUGGCGGAGGCCGUGGCGGCCGUGCACGCCGCCGGCAUCGUGCACUGCGACCUGAAGCCCACCAACGUGAUGGUGCAGCUGCGCGGCGCAGCAGGAGCGCCGUCGGUGCACAUCAUCGACUUCGGGAUGGCACUUCCCGUGGGCCAGUGCCAUCCCGAGAGCAGCAAAGGGCGGCAGUCGUGGUACUGCGCGUGCGUGCACCAAGGCACGCCGCUGACGGAGUAG